This is a messenger RNA of Ctenocephalides felis (cat flea), 1894 nucleotides long. RefSeq names its product fatty acyl-CoA reductase wat-like. The coding region runs from base 123 to 1688 and encodes 521 amino acids. Gene Ontology annotation, cellular component: peroxisome. The transcript has 12 exons. Gene Ontology annotation, biological process: long-chain fatty-acyl-CoA metabolic process. The record is from RefSeq and is a predicted model, not a curated record. Gene Ontology annotation, molecular function: alcohol-forming very long-chain fatty acyl-CoA reductase (NADP+) activity. NCBI's taxonomy places the organism in Eukaryota, Metazoa, Arthropoda, Insecta, Siphonaptera, Pulicidae.
AACUAAGUAUUACCGCUGUAAAAAAGUGGGACACAGAAAUCUGAAGACUUAAUCAGGUGGCAUCGAGCUGCGUGUCGUAUUGUAAUUCUAGUGAAAAAGAAGAAAGUAAAGAACCGCGCAAUAUGGAUGAUUUGGUGAUUCGAAACAACGAAACAAAUCUGAAAAACCUAUUGGUAAAUGAAGAUGCCCCAGUUUUGGCAGGGACUCCUUUGCAGCAGUUCUACAGUGGAGCCAACGUCCUGCUCACUGGCGGAACAGGUUUUAUGGGAAAAAUCCUGAUUGACAAAUUAUUGCGAACUUGUCCAGGACUCGAAAAUCUUUAUCUCCUGGUGAGAACCAAGAAAGGAAAAGAUGUUCAUACCAGAGUCGAAGAAAUUUUUGAUGAUCCGGUUUUCAGUAGGCUACGAGAAGAAGUGCCUAAGUUUAGGCACAAAGUGGUCGCUAUACCCGGAGACUGCGCUGUAGCCGGAUUGGGAUUGAAUCUUACAGACAGACAGACCCUCAUAAGCAAUGUGAACAUAGUGUUCCAUGCCGCCGCUACGGUAAGAUUCGAUGAGCACCUGCGUGUCGCGAUGGCAAUUAACGUACACGGAACAAAAGACAUAUUGGACUUGUGCAAACAUAUGAUUCAACUUAAGAGUGUAAUUCACGUAUCUACAGCUUAUUCAAAUUGCCAUUUGCGCCAAAUUGAUGAAAAGUUUUACGAAUACUCAGUUAAACGAGAAGAUUUAGUGGCACUCAUCGAGAAAUUGGACGAUAAGGCUGUUGAAGACAUAACACCCAGCAUUCUCGGAAAUUGGCCAAACACUUAUGCAUUCACAAAGGCAAUGGCUGAGGAUUUGGUCAAAACCGAAAGCAAAGGACUUCCUAUCGGCAUGUUCCGUCCAGCAAUUGUAACUUCUACUUCCAAGGAACCAGUUGUGGGAUGGAUCGACAAUCUCUAUGGACCCACCGGAGUCGUAGCCGGAGUUGCGACAGGGGUCCUAAGGACCUUACAUUGCGAUGAAGACAUCAACGCAAAUAUUGUCCCUGUGGACAUGACUGUUAAUGCUGUAAUGGCAGCAGCAUGGGAUGUUGCUACCAAUUGCAAAGGAAGAUCUGGAGAAGAUAUGCCAGUUUACAACUAUGUAUCUUCAGUAGAAAAUCCAUUGACAUGGGGCCAGUACACAGAAUUGAAUGUUCGCCUAGGUUUUGAUUAUCCGUUUUCCAGUGCAAUAUGGUAUUUGUGUUUCACAAUGAAUAAAUCUGCUACCAUGAAUAAAUUGUACAAGAUCUUCCUCCACUUCUUACCUGCCAUGUUAAUCGACUCUCUUGCGAUCUGUGUCGGACAAAAACCAAGAUUAUUAAAAGCCUAUAAAAAGAUCCACAAGUUUUCAAACGUAAUCUCAUUCUUCUGUACUAAUGAAUGGACAUUUACAAAUAAUAACGUUCAAGCGCUAUGGAAGAAAAUAUCUCCAAAAGAUCAAGAAAUGUUUGAUUUCAACAUGCAAACAAUGGAUUGGUCAGCUUACAUGAAAACUUACAUCAAAGGAAUGAGGAUAUACUUAUUCAAAGAUGAUUUAAGCACAAUUGAAGCAGCAAGGCGAAAGUGGAACAGGUUCUACUAUCUACAUCAAAUAGUAAAGUUAACUAUAGCAUUAUUUAUAUUAUAUGGAUUAUGGUCAGUAUUUAGUUCUAUGUUAAUUUAAUUCAAAGGAUUUAGUUUUUAAUUAUAUUAUCUAGAUUGUAAAGUGCCCAUAUACGAUUUACAUUAAAAAUGAAUGACUGUGGUGCUUUGUUAUAUCUGUUAUAACCAAAGUCAUUUUUUGUAAGAUAUAAAAGCAUUUUAUGCAAUUUUAUAAAAAAUAAAUUCAAAUUAUUAUAAGAUUCAAUAUUUAUAAAAGAAAAAUGAAAA